GCGGGAGGGGAGCGGGGCCGGUCCUGAAGAGAAAACCGGGUCGGGGGGUGGGGGGCAGCGGCUGGCAGCACCCCUCCGCCGCCUGGACUGAGCGCGCCCCCCCCCCCCCCCCCCCCGCUGAGGGUCGGAGGCGGCCAUGGCGGAGGCGGGGGGAGCUAGCGGCAGCCCCGCCGCUGCCCGCCGCCCUCCGGGGCCUCGGCAGGCGCCGGCCCCCCCCGUGCAGGUGUCUGUCAUUGUGCCUGUUCACAAUAGCGAAUGCUGGUUAGAUGAAUGCUUGAAGUCAGUUUGGGAACAAGAUUUUAAAGAAACCAUGGAGCUGUCAGUUUUUAAUGAUGCCAGUAAGGAUGGUUCAGCUGAAAUCAUUGAAAAAUGGAAGAUCAAGUUGGAAGAUGCUGGUGUUCCAGUAAUCAUUGGUAGUAGCGAUUCAUCUGAGCCUCGAGGUGUUGGAUUUGCUAAAAAUCAAGCAGUGAUUCAGAGCUCAGGUACCUAUCUCUGCUUUCUGGAUUCGGAUGAUGUGAUGAUGCCACAGCGGGUUAGACUGCAGCACGAAGCUGCCAUUCAACACCCAAACAGUAUUGUUGGUUGCCAAGUCAGAAGGGAGCCACUGGACUCUACUGAGCGGUAUACUCGUUGGAUCAAUAAUCUGACUGAAGAACAACUUCUUACACAGGUGUUUACCUCUCAUGGACCUACUGUGAUUAUGCCAACCUGGUUCUGUUCUCGAGAAUGGUUUUUUCAUGUGGGAAAAUUUGAUGAGGGUGGAAAGGGUGUUCCAGAAGAUUUGUUGUUUUUUUAUAAACAUAUCCAAAAGGGCGGUGAAGUCUUUCGAGUAAACCAUUGCCUCCUGCUGUACCGUUACCAUCCACAGGCUGCAACUCAUUCCGUCCUAGAGGGAACCAUCUGGAAUCACCGAGUCUGGUUUCUUGAAGACAGAGUCCUGAGCUCCUGGACAACAUUCACCAUUUGGAAUGCUGGCAAACAAGGCAAGAAGCUCUACAGAAGCUUGUCACCAGCUAAUCAGAAAAAGGUAACUGCAUUUUGUGAUGUUGAUGAAAAGAAAAUAACAAAAGGAUUCUACACUUAUGAAGAAUCUGAGGAGAGACCAAAACCAAAAAUUCCUGUAUGUCACUUCAGAGACGCAACUCCACCUUUCAUUAUCUGCGUGAAGCUGGAUUUGACAGGUGGAGCAUUUGAAGCAAACCUGAACACGCUGAACUUGAAGGAAGGGGUGGAUUAUUAUCACUUUAACUAAAAGCCAAGUGCACUUCGCAGCUCGUGCUGAGAAUCCCGUUUGUGAGGAUGCGGCAGCAGAACUCCUCCAGUCCUAACGGCACCGGAACCAAGAGCUUCCCUUUAGAAACCAGCAGCCCC
Molecule: messenger RNA, 1371 nt
Organism: Tyto alba (common barn owl)
Lineage: Eukaryota; Metazoa; Chordata; Aves; Strigiformes; Tytonidae
Gene: B3GNTL1
Product: UDP-GlcNAc:betaGal beta-1,3-N-acetylglucosaminyltransferase like 1
Exons: 13
Coding region: 137-1252 (371 amino acids)
Source: RefSeq, a predicted model, not a curated record